Molecule: messenger RNA, 4946 nt
Organism: Cyprinodon tularosa
Lineage: Eukaryota; Metazoa; Chordata; Actinopteri; Cyprinodontiformes; Cyprinodontidae
Gene: adgrg7.1
Product: adhesion G protein-coupled receptor G7, tandem duplicate 1
Exons: 17
Coding region: 230-4738 (1502 amino acids)
Biological process (GO): cell surface receptor signaling pathway; G protein-coupled receptor signaling pathway
Cellular component (GO): membrane
Molecular function (GO): G protein-coupled receptor activity
Source: RefSeq, a predicted model, not a curated record
CUGGUAUAAAAAGAAAAAUCUAUCAAAUCCAAAUAAUGAUGUUGCCUUUGGCGGCUUUAAAGGGGUUUUCCAUGACCUUGAACCAGGAGAGGUCUGUUUUAUGAUCUCAUUGGCUGCUCAGCUGGGUAUUUGUCACCAACACUUCCUCCUCUACCACUCACCUUAAACCUUCAGACAGCAGUGAUUGUAAAAGGGGCCAUAAACAGUCAGAAGGCGUCUGAUCUGCAACAUGGAAGGCUGGUUCUGCAUUGUUCUCAUGUGGGCAAUUCCUUUAGCCUCUUCUGUAACAAACGUCAACUCAGCAUCUUCCACCACCACGGACUGUACGGCUCCUGCAGACCUUAAUACCACUGCGGUUCGUCUCAACGCUCCUGUUCUGACUGAACCAACCUCUUCAGCGACUUCAGUCCUCCUUACUGACCCUCCUACUGCUGAGGAAAGCCAGAAACCAACUCUAGCAACACCAAGACCACCUACUGCCUGGUCUACAUCUACCACCUUAUCACCUGAGACAACUGCCUCCUCUACUACAAACCAAGGCAACCCUUUCAACAAUGAUGCUACUACUGACUACCAGACUACUACAAGUCCGGAUCAUGUCACUAAAGAAGCUACAAAUACAGCCCCCCCACCCACCCCGGCACAAACUACACCUGAGGAUUUCCCAGCAUCAAUUCCUCCAACCCCAGAAGCAACUUCUCCUUGGAAGACACCAACAACUGCUUCACCCAGUGAAACCAUCCACACCACAGGCAGUCAGACCACUGGUUUACCUUCAGCAUCAAGUCCAACUCCUGAACCAUUGAGUCCUUGGCCAACAUCUACUGCUGUGACAGUUCCUACAUCUCAGGAUCCUACAUCUACUCCACCUACUCCACCUUUUACUGGGAACCCAGACAAUGAUCCCACAACCACACCCUUCAGCCAGACCUCUGGGGUUACAGCCUUCCUGCCAACCACUGUCCAAACUACCACUAAUACUACUACUAAUAGUCCCACUACCACUAAUACUACUAAUAGUCACACUACUAAUACUACUACUAAUAGUCACAGUACUAAUACUGCUUGGCCCACAUUCUCGUCUAAUCCUCCUGCUACUACUACUGCUACUACUCCUAUACCUGAGACUGAUCCUCCAGAUGUUGCUGCUACAACUGGGGUUACAUCUAAUGUUCCUCCUGCUUCUCCUAGUCCUACUACUCCCAUUACUACUACUUCCUUUAAUACUACUACUACUACUAGUAGUCAUCUUAGUACAACUACUCCAGCUAUUAUUACUACCGUUACUACUAUUACUUCUACUACUCCCAUUACUAUUAGUAGUAUCAAUACUGCUACUACCUCUACUACAAAGGUUAUGAGUACUAGUCCUGAGACUGAUGCAACAACUACAAUAACUAAUACUACUACUCUCUGGCCCACACCUCAGACGGAUCCUACGACUGAUAAUACUAGUCCCUCUACUAAUGAUACUACUACUCUCUGGCCCUCACCUCAGACGGAUCCUACAACUGAUAAUACUAGUCCCUCUACUAAUGAUACCACUACUCUCUGGCCCUCACCUCAGACGGAUCCUACGACUGAUAAUACUAGUCCCUCUACUAAUGAUACUACUACUCUCUGGCCCACACCUCAGACGGAUCCUACGACUGAUAAUACUAGUCCCUCUACUAAUGAUACCACUACUCUCUGGCCCUCACCUCAGACGGAUCCUACGACUGAUAAUACUAGUCCCUCUACUAAUGAUACUACUACUCUCUGGCCCACACCUCAGACGGAUCCUACGACUGAUAAUACUAGUCCCUCUACUAAUGAUACUACUACUCUCUGGCCCACACCUCAGACGGAUCCUACGACUGAUAAUACUAGUCCCUCUACUAAUGAUACUACUACUCUCUGGCCCUCACCUCAGACGGAUCCUACAACUGAUAAUACUAGUCCCUCUACUAAUGAUACCACUACUCUCUGGCCCUCACCUCAGACGGAUCCUACGACUGAUGAUACUAGUCCCUCUACUAAUGAUACCACUACUCUCGGGCCCACACCUCAGACGGAUCCUACAACUGAUAAUACUAGUCCCUCUACUAAUGAUACUACUACUCUCUGGCCCACACCUCAGACGGAUCCUACGACUGAUAAUACUAGUCCCUCUACUAAUGAUACUACUACUCUCGGGCCCACACCUCAGACGGAUCCUACGACUAAUGAUACUAGUCCCUCUACUAAUGAUACUACUACUCUCUGGCCCACACCUCAGACGGAUCCUACGACUGAUAAUACUAGUCCCUCUACUAAUGAUACCACUACUCUCUGGCCCUCACCUCAGACGGAUCCUACGACUAAUGAUACUAGUCCCUCUAUUACUACUCUUUGGUCCACAGUAUCAACUAAUACGAUUAGUACUACUAAUCCAAUUACUACCUUGUCCACCAGCAUCACUACAACUGCUGCACCACUGAACUGUUCCAAUAAUGGAGUGAAAGACGGAGGUAUUUGCUUCUGUCCUGACGAAUGGACGGGAGAGACAUGCUCCCAAGCUAAUUUCUGCAAUCAGACGACUCUGCAGGGAUUGACAUUUCCAAAUACAACCGUCGGCUGGUUUGCAUCUUCCCAUGAAAACUGUCCUGAAGGAACCAGCAGAGCUGGAACACCUCAGGCUUCUACCAGAUGUUCCUUCAGGGAUGGAAGCCCACAGUUUGAUGCACCGUUAAUCAUUGACUGUCAACAGACACUCAAAGACAUCCAGGCAAACCUAUCCAGUCCAGCAGACUUGGAGUUACUGGCCUCCAGCGCUCAGCUCCUGACAUCCAGACCUGAAACUCUGAAAGCUGAAGACGUCACAGUAGCCGCUGACAUCGCCAAUAAGCUGCUGCUGUCCCCAAACGCCACUGAGUCGGUCCGAGUGGCGGCGGUCGCUACAGUGAGCCAGCUGCUCAACGCCGGGGAGCUGGAAGAGGAGAGCGACACAACCCAGGGGCUCACAGUGACUCUGGAUCAGCUCUCUCUGAACCUCAGCCGGACCUCCAACACGUCCCAGGUGGUCCAACCCAACCUGGUGGUCCAGUCGGCUCAGAUCCAGGCUUCAGACACUCAGGGAGUCCAGUUCACCACCUUGGCAGGCUUGUCUGGCAGUUUUGUAGCCAACCGGACUCAGCUGAACACCAACGUGUCAAAGGUCACUGUGGACAGCGGUUUCAUUGCCGAUGCUCUGAUUUACAUCCAGUUCCCAUCAGCAGGGGGCGCUGAACGGCGGCAAAAGGAGACCGACGUCUCUCUGGGGUUCGUCCUCUACCAGAACAGCCACUUCUUUUCAUCAAAGCUCUACAGGAGGCAGAAGGCUAGCAUCAGGGUGCUGUCUGCUAGCGUCAGGGAUCCAGAGCGCAGCAUGGUGCCACAGUCUGUGGAGAUGCAUUUCCGACUAACAUUGCCAAAAAAUAUAUCUCUGCAUGACUUCUCCUGCGUCUUCUGGGACUACAGCCUGAAGGACUGGAGCACCCAAGGCUGCUCCAAGGGAAAUGCUUCAGAAGAUGUUCUGAGAUGUUUCUGCAACCACACAACCAACUUCGCAGCUCUCUGGUGGUGGUUGGCCCUCAAUGAGGACCCAGUUUCCUGCCCAGUGCCUACGGUUCUAGAGUUCCUCCAGUCUCUGCUUGCUAAGGGUCAUUCUCCUUUGAUCCUUAAGGAUUAUGGGUCUCAGUCCUACAGAAACGACUAUGAGUAUGCAGAACCCCUGAGCGUGAUCUCCAUCGUGGGACUGUCCCUCUCCCUGCUGGGCCUGGUUGUUACCAUCAUUCACCACCUCAAAGUGAAUUUUCUAAAGAAGCCGCAGAACCAACAAACCAAUGUGAACUCCAAGAUGUCUCUGCUGUGCAUCUACCUCAGUCUGCUGGCCUUCAUCAUCACCUUCCUGUCUGGAGUCCAGAACUCCGCCCCUCAGAGCAGCAGGGAGGAGCAGAACCUCCUCCUGGACUCUGACCAGCACAUAGAGCCGGAUGCAGGCUCCUGCACGGCGGUGACGGCGCUUCUGCACCUUUUCCUUCUGGCCACGUUCUCAUGGAACAGCGUGUACGGCACCCAGCUGGUUCUGCUGGUCCGCUCCAUGCACCGCAGCCUGCCGCCGUACUGGACUCCUCUCAGCGUGGGCGUCGGAUGGGGAGUCCCAGUGGUUGUCAUGGCGAUCACACUGGCAGCCACCUACAGGAUGGACCAGCCUCUGGGAUACAGACAGGAGGAGUUCUGCUGGCUCGCUGCUCUGGAUCAGGAGAAACGCUUCAGCUUUAGGAAACCCAUGUUCUGGGCUUUCCUCCUUCCUCUGGGCCUGGUUCUGAUCUACAACACGGUGCUGUUGGUCCUCACCUCUCUGAUCACCUGCAGGGUGGACUCCAGGCUCACCAGCACCAAACGCUCCUCUCUGACCAAGAAGAUCCUGGUCAGCUUCUCUCUGUCCGUGCUGCUGGGAUUAUCCUGGACUCUGGGAUACUUUGUCCUGGUUACCGCGGGAACCGCCCGGGAGGUCUUCAGCAUCCUGUUCUGCCUCUCCACCGCCACACAGGGCCUUCAGAUCUUCAUCCUCUUCACGGCCAGGACACCCAGCUUUCAGGCCUCCGUGGUGAGAUCUGUUCGCUACAUCGCCUCAGCUGCCGUCCCUUCCAGGUCCACCAAGUACUAUCUGUGGAAGAACUGGAGACAGACCAGCACCUCAGAGACCUACAAGGACAUCACAGAAACCACGGUCUAGGACCAGGAACUCUGGUUGGAUCAGAACCAACCGGCUGAAUAUUCUGGCAGAACAAAAAGCUAGAAGACAAACAGCAGGUAGAUCCCUCAGAUCAACCACCUGAUGGUUGGGUUAAAGCAGGAUCUAAGCAGAACCCGGUCAGAACCAAAGGAACCUGAUCAAAUGGAUGGAUGAUGGAUGGAUGGAUGAUGGAUGGAUGAUGGAUAGA